UUAUAAGCGGACAUCCCCGACGAUCAAAACACAGAAUCGUAUCGCGGCACAGUUCGCAAACACAGCACAGCACGCACAGCCCGCCGUCGCCGUUGCGAAUUUUCACCAAGUAAACGAUCGAUCGAUUAAGACAGACAGAGUCGAAGAUGCGCUCCCAAACCAUCGCUUUGCUCGUGUUCGGAAUAAUGGCUGUGGCUUUGGCAUCGCCGCUGCCGGGUCAUCAUCAUGAGCAUCAUGUGAUCCAUGUGCCCUACAAGGUGCACACGAUUCAUCAUCAUCACACGAAAAAGAUACACGUGCCGGUACACCACGUCGAAAAGGUUCCCGUUCCCGUUCCGAUACCGGUUCACCAUGUUGAAAAAGUAGCUGUCCCAGUACCUGUGCACCAUGUUGAAAAAGUAGCUGUACCUGUUCCAGUUGUACAUAAAGUUCCUGUCCCUGUUCAUAUACCUGUACAUAAGGAGGAGUAUUCUCAUGGUUGGUUUUAAAUGGAACGCUUUGUCUUCACCUGCAAUUAUAUUAGAUCCAUUGAUAAAGUUUUCUUCGUGGAGUACAAAAGAUGACGAAACCGAUCAGUACAAAGUUACUGGAGCCACCAGUGCAGAAUUUAAGGAUGUAGCAUAAGGACCAAAUACUCUGUAUGCACGCGUGUGUACUCAGAACGAAGAUACUUGUACAUACUUUUCAUCACGUUACACUUAUUUUUAUUAUUAUUUUUAUAUAAUAAACAUUUGAUAAAAAAAAAUA
Solenopsis invicta (red fire ant) is the source of this 747-nucleotide messenger RNA. RefSeq lists its product as uncharacterized. Bases 147 to 488 code for a protein of 113 amino acids. The record is from RefSeq and is a predicted model, not a curated record. The transcript is spliced from 4 exons. Lineage: Eukaryota; Metazoa; Arthropoda; Insecta; Hymenoptera; Formicidae.